GUGUGUGCAUACUUUGGCACAACCCACCGGUUAGUUGGCGAGCCGCAAAACGGAUGGUUGUCUGGGGCCAUGAAAUUCCUUCGUGUCGGCUGGAGUGGAGGAAGGGAGCGGGGAUGGAGAGGAACUGUCAAACUGCACGUUCCUAGGCAUUACGUGAACAAAUAGCGAGUAGCCUGGGAGCAGGUUGUGUAACUUUACUAAUGUGCCACAACUUUAAAAUCCCUUCCUCCUUCUCCACUCCAGACAGUACCAAGAAAAUGUGAGGCACUCUAUACAGCUGCAACUUUUGGCAAGCCGGCUUUUGAUCCUCUUUGCUGCAUUCUGCGUGUAAAUAUACAUAUAUAUAUAUAAUGUUUUGAAGCAUUACGCUGACUUUUACAUUUAAAAGAUAUUGGAUGGAAAUAUAGACUUUUUUGCAAAAAAUAUUUUCUGGGGAACUCGCUCGAUUUUACAAGAUGAAUUAUCAAACUUUAAUGUACCUAGUCAAACUUUUUGGUCUUUACUUGACCUGCCUGGUUCGAGACGUCGAUGGACAGCAGCAGCAGCAGCAGCAACAGCAGCAGCAGCAGCAAGAACAGGAGAGCUCGGCAGCGGCCCCUUGGCGCCAGCGAAUUCAGUGGAGAAACAACGGUCGCGUUUACAGUUUGUUGAGCCUGGGUUCCGAGUAUCAGCCGCCUCAGGGCUCAAGAGGCAGCAACAGCCUCUUCCUGCUGAGUGACAGUGACACCAACAGCACGGUGGGCAGCGGCAGCACCAGGGACACCUCAGCCACCACCUCCGGCGCCCGCUCGGGCCGGCUGCCGGGUGGCCCCUCUUCAUCCACAUCCCGGCAGCGCCCGUCCGGCGCCAGGCGGCCCGGUGCCGGUCAGCGGCGGCAGAGCACAGGCGGCGACAGCCCGAGAUCUUCCGGAGCCCGGGGCAGGGAAGCCAGCGGGGUGCCGAGGCCAGAAGUUCGGGUGACUCCAGCCGCUUCCUCCGCCAACCGAGCUGUCAGGGAGCCCCCUGCAACUGGCCAGAACACGUCGAGCCAGGGUGGUCGCAGGGCUCCCGAUGAGGAUGUCAUGGCUGGGGAUGACCCUUACAACCCCUACAAGCAAACGGAUGACAAUCCUUACUACAAUUACUACGAUACAUAUGAGAGACCCAGGGCUCGGCCCCGCAGACCUGGGUACGGUACCAGGUACUUUCAGCAUGGUUUACCAGAUUUAGUCCCAGAUCCGUACUAUAUUCAAGUCUCAACAUACGUUCAGAAGAUGCACAUGUACAACCUUAGAUGCGCUGCAGAGGAAAAUUGCUUGGCAAGUUCAGCCUAUUCUGCGGACGUCAGGGACUAUGAUAUGCGAGUGCUGCUAAGAUUCCCACAGAGAGUGAAAAACCAAGGCACAGCAGACUUCUUACCAAGCCGGCCUCGUUAUUCAUGGGAAUGGCACAGUUGUCAUCGGCACUACCACAGCAUGGAUGAAUUUAGCCAUUAUGAUCUCCUGGAUGCCACCACUCUUAGAAAAGUUGCUGAAGGACAUAAAGCUAGUUUUUGUCUGGAGGACACCUCUUGUGACUAUGGGUAUUACAGAAGAUAUGCUUGCACAGCACAUUCACAGGGAUUGAGUCCAGGGUGUUAUGAUACUUACAAUGCUGACAUCGACUGCCAAUGGAUCGAUAUUACAGAUGUUAAGGCAGGAAACUACAUACUAAAAGUUGCAGUAAACCCAAGUUAUUUGGUACCAGAAUCAGACUAUGCUAAUAAUGUUGUCCGUUGUGACCUUCGUUAUACAGGCCACCAUGCUUAUACCUCGGGCUGUAGAAUUUCACAAUACUAACUUCACAGAGAACAAGAUAUGUUUAAGAAUGGAUUGAAUCAGUAACAUUUACAAGACACGAAACAAGUCAAGCUUCAGUCUCCGUAUUUGGCACCAUUUCAAUUUAAACAAUCCCAAACAGGUAUUAUUUGCAGGAGAUGCUGAAAUCUAUGAGAACAAAUGUUUUAAAACCCGUAACACUGUGACUGGGACCUCUGGAACCAAUCUUUACUAUUGCAGUGGAAUCAAUUUUGAUACUUUAACUCAUUCACUACACGUUGCUAUUGUGAUGGCACUUGCUACAGUUAACAUCCGGUUUGCAUAGAUGCAUUCUCCCAGGACCAAGGAUUGUAGUGGAAAUAGUGCCAAAUGGUAUCUUAUUACUGAAUGAGUUAAGAAAAGUUUGGUGUGAUUAGACUAUAUUUAACUUGUUGUGAUGGACAUUUUAUAUUUUAUAUUUAAUAAGCACAUGACUAUUCUAAAUCAUCCAUUCCAAAAAAGGCCAUUUUCCGCCACAGAAGUCACAGCAACCAGAUGAAGAAGAAUAAAACAGGGCAGGGCUAGUAUCAAAAAAAGUGGAUGAGUUAGAAGAAGCCAUGUGAUUAUGAACAAUACUGUGUUUACAUUUAACAGUGAUCCGGUUACAUUCCACUGCUUUCAUUCCAAACAAUGAAUCCUUUGUUUGUUGCAGGAUGAUUGCCUAUUACCAUGCAUAUUUGACUACGCAAGUUAUAAUUACAGUUGAAACAUUAGAAUUGUUUCUGUUUGUUGUUGUGCAUUUAUGCGCCGAAGAGGUGUAGAAAUAUAAAUUUGAUCUUAAAUGCAUUGCAAUAGCAUCAGCAAGGAUCCCGUUAAUAUAUAUGUUUUAUGUACUAUUUGAUCCCAAAUAAUACAUUAUUGAAUGUCACAACAUUCAAUUGAUUAAGGGCAUGUGUGCUUUUUUGUAAAUUUGAGCCUGACCUCUUCAUCGGAAGCUCCCCAAUGAGUGGUUAAAAUUUAUUCCUGUGGAAUAAAUGUUAAAGGCAUUUCAUCUUUUUUUUGUUCUACAGUAAUAGCUGAGCAGAAUUACAAAUCCAGAAUCUAAAAAUCUAACCAUUAUCAUAUCAAGCUCUGUAAAUAUGAAUUUAAGAAUUUAGGACUGAAAUAGCUUAUGAUUCAAGGCUUCCGAUUUCUAAAAAUGAUGCUCGAACAAUGGUUUAUUUCUAUAACUACAGUAUCUCUAAAGAUAUUUUACUGUAGAAGAAUAUUGUUCCCAACAAUAACAUUUAAUUUAAAACAGUGUGUAAAAAUUAAUAAUGAAAAUGAAAUGUAACCAUCAAGUUGAUGUAAAUUUUCAUUUUUACAUUGAAAUGCAAUUUUUGCUCACUGAGGAAUGAUGACUUAUCUGCAAAUAAAUUGAACUUUUAUUUAACAUUAUUGAUUAUAACUUUUGCAAAUGAAAGUUAUUAGUGAAGAUAAAAGAUGAAGACCUAAGUACCAAAAAAUUAAAUUCAGAAAAGUAAAAUUAGAUUUAAAAAUCAUUUCAACCACUAAAGACCAGGCCUAAAAUAAGGGACAAAGGACAGAUUAAAACAAAAAUGGCUUCAUGUCUCUGGAAUUAACUUCUAAAAGCCCUUUUGGGAUCCCUGAUCAGUUCCAUGUAUAUUUCAGGUUAGAAUUAGUAGGAAUUAUAUAAAUAAAUGUGAAGAAGAAACACCAAUAACAGAGUAGCAUGAAGUCUGAGGAUUUGAUGAUACAAUUAUGUAAAAUACCAGCAACUUGGAAGACAGGUCAAAUAUAGACUAAAGUAAAGGUUAUCGUUCAUUCAUGUCAAUCAAGUGCCAAGAUAGUUAAUAAAUAACAAUGCAUGGAUUACUUUUACACACUAAUGAUUUAGACACACAGAGCAGAAUCUUGUGCCCUCUUCUGGUGAGUUUGUUGAUGGGGAAGCAUUUAAUCAGGCGGGAGGUUGGCGGGUGGGGACUCUGUCGCCUUCCUGCCUCCAUCUUCAUUAAGUCCGUGGCAGGAAGGAACAUAGACAGCCUUCCCACCCCACCACCAAUUGAGACCCUUAAGAGGGGAGCAUGAUAAAAAAACCCGUGCUGGGUUGCUCAGGUGCCCAGGGGACCGGGGUCCCUCGUUCAAAGGGACUCAGUGCUUGACCAAAGGUUAGGGCUUUGGGAAGGUUGGGGUGGGGGGACCGUUGAAAGAUCAUUGUCCUACCUGCCAAUUCCCCUCCCUUGCCAACCCCCAUUCUACCAUCACUCAAAUCUGGCCUGAGAUCCAGCGACGAUUCUCGGGUGGGUGUCACACUGGCAGCAACCACCGCCUUCCUGGUGGUGCUGCCAUUCAAUAGAGCUGCUGGCCUCUAAUUGGCCUUCUUCCCCCGGGUUCCUUGAUCCUAGGGAAGGCCCACUGCUGGCCUGUUAAGUGUCUGAGUGGGACAAGAUGAUACAGGCUUUCCCUGAAAGAGAUGAUGGGGAACUCUUGUUGGCUCUCCAGCCGGCAGCCGAGACCCCCAUCGCCUCCUCAAGAUUCUGCCCCUUGACAGUCAGUCCUGUGUAGAAUGGUAGAUAUUUGUGAGUAUCAGCAAACCAUUACCAUUCAAUGUGUUCUGGAGAAGUGGGUUGCUUAAAUUCUCUGGUUUACGUAUAGUACUUACAGUACACAUGGAUUUUAGUGCAGCAGAUCUAUUUCUAAGAGGCCUGUGCUGAAGGCAUAGAAAAAUGGAGUACACAGCAAAUAUAUGAAGUUGCUUAGUACUGUCAACAAAAGUAACUCAUAAAAAGAUUCAUUUUCUAGUUUUAAAAACUUUCAUUUGAAUAUGCCAUCGAAAUUACUAAGUGAUCCCUCCCUUUGAAGUAUUGUGUAAAUGCUGUACAGUGGCUAAGCUGCACUUAUAUGACUGAAACACUAUUUGACAUCAGUGAUCCACCUUAAUGCAUUUGCUAUAAUUAACGUAAUUGGUAGGUGCUGAUGUUUGUUUCAUUUACUGUAUUUAUUGCACAUCAUCAUGACAUGAACUGACACAACCUGCACUGUAAGGCUUAGCUAUAAAGUGGAUUGUACCACCAGUAUUAGAGUUUAAAACAAAAUGGAAAAAGUCAGUUAAAGGUUCAUUAGUAUCAUGGAUCACAUAACACAGGAUGCUGUUCAGCCUAUUGUGCUCAUAUCAGCUCUUUGAACGAGAUAUCAAAUUAGUCCCACUCUUCUACUCUUGCUCCAUAACCCUGCAAAUUUUCCUUUUUGAGUAUAUAUCCAAUUUCCUUAAUUACUAUUGAAUCUGCUUUCAUUACUGUUGCAUGCAGUACCUUCUAGAUCAUAGCCUAUGUUGUCUAAAAUGCAUUCUCGUCUCUCCUCUGAUCCUUUCAUUAAUUUUAAUUUUUGCCCUCUGAUUACUGACUCUCCUGUCAGUGGGAACAGUUUUUCCUUUUUUACUCUAUCAAAGCCCAUUAUAAUUUUGAACACCUCAACUAAAUCUCCUCUUACCCUUCUUUGCUCUAAGGAGACCAAUCCUAGCUUCUCCAGUAUUUCCAGUAAUGCAUCAUUCCAGUAAAACAUCUCUGCACCCUCUCCAUGGGUUUGACAUAAUUCUUAAAGUGUGGUGCUCACAACAAGGCAUAAUAUUCAGGCUAGGCCUAACCAGCAAUUUGCAAAAGUUUGGCAUAACUGUCUUGCUUUCCUAUGUCAAACCUCUAUUCAUAAAGCCAAGAAUCUCAUACUCAGGAAAAUAUUAGAGGAUUACACCCUCCCCCCACCCAGUUAAAAUGACUGUACAAAGGCAUACACACCAUUCUCACUUGCCUCCCAUCUCCCACAACUUUUUCUAGGAGGCCUAAAUCUGAUAUAAAGGCAAUUUCAGCUUUCUCUUUCUGCGAGGUACCUUGAUGCUGGUAGGCAUCCCUAAGCCAGUCUAGAGUGACCUCCCUUAAGUUUGCCAGCUGCCUCUCUCUGCCUAUUUCAUGUGGGCAGCUAGCAGGAAGGAUGGAAAUGAGAUCCAGCCAUAAAAAUCAGCUGAGGCUUCCCACAGAGACUCAUAUGCAGGAAGUUAAAAUUCACCAUAUUAUGUGUAUGCAGUUUCAUGAGGUUCAGUUUUUUGAAAGAUUUAACUUUUAAAUCAUAAAGAAGAUAAGCAAUCUUUUAAAUUGGUCACAGAAAUUUCAGCACAGAUAAUAGCUAGUAAAGAAUCUACACCUAGCCAACUUAAUACUGUUAGUCGGAACAGCAUAUUUAAUAUUAACAGUAUACUAAGCAUUAUUUCCUUUACACAACUGACUUAAAUAGUCUAUUCCAGUCACACAGUCAUCAUUACUUUUUCACUAGUAUCAACAAUACAGUUUGACAAGCAGUGGUAUCACAAUUACCUGCUAAAUAAUGAAAACUACUCUGAAAGAUAAAGGAGUGAUUAAUUUCACACCGUCCAUUAAUCGUGUGGUCUAAAUGUAUUUUCCCAGGUACAAUGGUGUCAAAGAUUUUGGCCAGUGUUUUUAAAAAAAAAUCAAAAUGUAGAAAAAUGUAAUUUUCCUCAUUAGUGUGCUGUAGUGGAUAAAGAUACCAUAGUCAUUUAUUCUGGUGGUCCUUGCUUAUAGCUGAAGUGCAACAUCAUGUUGGAAGAUAACAUUGCUUCUAUGGAGGGGUGAACAAGUAUAUGUAUAACAAAAUAAUUAUAUUUACUGUCCCCCUGGGGAAAUGUUUCAUCAUAAGAAGCCCUAGCACAAAUGCAAUAAUUUUAGGGUAGUCAAAGAUUAAUCGUAAAGGCUGUGGGCUACAACUUUUAAUAAAAGAACAACUUCCAUUGUAAUGGGUUUUAUUCUCAAAGAUUUUCUAUAAUUCAUAUGCAUCUUAGUACAAAGGAUGCUAUUUCAAUUUGGAACUUUGUGAAAAAAAGUUUCAUAAAAAAUGCAAAGAAAAUGCUAUUGCUGGAAAUAUGCUCAGUGAUAAGUAAAAAAAUGAAAUGCCACUAAGUUUACAAGCCUGUUUUGGUGCUUUUCACCAUAUGUAUCAGCUUCAUACUGAAUUUCAUAAUUUUUAGCUGCAGAUAAUUUUUAUUUCUAGAAAUCAAUGUAUCUGUACUUGAAGCUUAUAGUUACUGUAAUAAUUUGUAGAUGGUAGAUACGUAAUGGUUAUUGCAGAUUUAUAAUCCAGAGUUAUUUGCCUAUAUCAGAUUGUGAGACCUUAACUUGAAUAAAAAUGUUUUCAACUAGU
Messenger RNA from Carcharodon carcharias (great white shark), 6980 nucleotides. RefSeq names its product protein-lysine 6-oxidase-like. Lineage: Eukaryota; Metazoa; Chordata; Chondrichthyes; Lamniformes; Lamnidae. The coding region runs from base 456 to 1817 and encodes 453 amino acids. Gene Ontology annotation, molecular function: copper ion binding; protein-lysine 6-oxidase activity. The transcript is spliced from 7 exons. The record is from RefSeq and is a predicted model, not a curated record. Gene Ontology annotation, biological process: peptidyl-lysine oxidation.